GACGAUAGCCCAAUGAAAUCCGUCAAAGACAAACUCAGUAUAGUAUUGGCAUCCGCUGCGGACAGACGUGCCAAUGCCGCCGACGCAUCGCACCAGAGUUAAAUUAAAGUAAUCACAUAUUCGUUCAAAAUAAUAAAAAAAAACAAAUGGGAUAAAGAAAUCGUCAAAGACUUUUCUGAACUUUUCAAAUUUAAUCUGUGGUUUUUAAAGACACUUGGAAUUUACGUGUGAUAUUAGUAUUAAGUUAGUUUUUUUUAGUGUUGUGACUUUUUGUGUUUGAAAUGGAAGAACGCGGAGAUAUCAAGGAGCGGGUACAGAGGGCGCCCUUCGAGACCGCGCUGCAUCACGCCGGCUACGGCCUCUUCCAAUGGCUACUGCUAAUGGCGUGCGGCGCGGUGUACGCCGUCUGCGCGCUGAGCACGACCACGCUCAGCUUCGUGCUGCCGGCCGCCACCAACGACUUUAACCUCACCUCCAGCAACAAGGGCAGCCUCACUGCCACGCCACUCAUCGGAAUGUGUGUGGGCUCCUACUUCUGGGGCAACCUGGCGGAUGCCCGGGGCCGCAAGAAGGCUAUUAUCGGAGCCCUGCUGCUUGACGCGUUAGCUGCGUUCCUCUCCAGCGUCAUGCAGUCCUUUUCUGCCUUCCUGGCUUUCAGGUUCUUCUCAGGGUUCGGUAUAAUCGGGGCCACCGGCCUCAUCUUCCCGUACUUCGGGGACUUCCUCUCCCUCAGGCAUCGCGACAAGAUGCUGUGUCGACUGGAGGUGUUCUGGACUAUCGGGACGAUUUUACUGCCUGGCAUAGCCUACGGCAUAAUCCCGGGCGACUUGUUCAACUUCACAUCAGAAGAAGCAGACUUCCAGUACACGUCGUGGCGGGUGUUCGUGGCAGCGUGCGGGAUCCCCAGUCUGCUGGUGGUGCUGCUGUUGUUCCCGUUCCCGGAGAGCCCCCGCUACCUGUUACACGCGAACAGACCUGAGGCAGCGCUGGCCGCGUUGCAGAAGAUCUUCGUCGUCAACACGAGGCUUAAUGAAAAGGAUUUCCCUGUGGAGUCCAUGAUAAGCACAGGCGAUGGCGAAGAAGAGGAAGUGGUGUCGGCAGACAACAACGGGAACGAGACCAAGACUCCGCUCACGUGGAAGAAGCGCUGGGAGGCGUUCUGGAUCAGGAAGAAGAUGCUCGUCAACCCGCCGUUUAUCGGCUAUCUCGCGUUGUGCUGCUUCGUCGAUUUUGGUCUUAUGUUCAGUUACUACACCCUGAUGAUGUGGUUCCCGGAGCUGUUCGAGCGCUACAGCCAGUUCAGCGCCAUCCGCAGCGGCGACGAGACCGCCAGCGUCUGCGAGGUCUCCUACAAGGUGGCGCAGAACCUCGGCAACAUCACCACUGACAUGUCGCUGCCGCCGGCGAUAGACGACCAGGUGUACAUCCACACGCUGGUGGUGGCGCUCAGCUGCCUGCCCACCGCGCUGGGGGUCGGCAUCACCAUCAACGUGGUGGGCAAGAAGCUCAUGUUAGUGAUGAUGCUGAUCAGCUCGGGGCUGGCCGCGCUGGGCCUGAACCUGGUGCGCUCGGCGCUGCAGAACCUGGUGCUGUCGUGUGUGUUCGAGGCCAUCGUCAGCUGCACCGAGGCUGUCCUCUUCUGCGUCAUCUGCGAGAUCUUCCCCACUAAAGUUGCCGCGACGGCGAUGGCGGUGACGGUGAUGUGCGGGCGCGUGGGCGCGAUCGCGGGCAACGUGGUGUUCGGUGCGCUCGUCGACCGCCACUGCGUGGUCCCCAUCUACAUGUUCGGCUUCCUGCUCAUCUCGAGCGGACUCCUGUGUAUAAUACUCCCGAAGAGCACGCGGCCAGAGCGGCCGCAGUGAAACGCAGCUAGUGUCAUUUUUAUAUGGUUAUCAAUAUUACAUUAAGUAUACGUAUA
Messenger RNA from Plodia interpunctella (Indianmeal moth), 1918 nucleotides. RefSeq names its product synaptic vesicle glycoprotein 2B-like. Gene Ontology annotation, molecular function: transmembrane transporter activity. Gene Ontology annotation, cellular component: membrane. The coding region runs from base 282 to 1862 and encodes 526 amino acids. Lineage: Eukaryota; Metazoa; Arthropoda; Insecta; Lepidoptera; Pyralidae. The transcript has 12 exons. The record is from RefSeq and is a predicted model, not a curated record. Gene Ontology annotation, biological process: transmembrane transport.